UAUAUAGAGUAAAUGUGAAUAACAAAAUAGAAAUUACAAAUGAGACAAUUCUCACAAUAUAUGAAAACAAUCUCCACUAGAAGAUAUAAGAUGAGAGUUUGGAAUCAGUGGUUAUGCUAACUAGCUCACGACCUGAGCGUGUUUGGAACGGUUUCGACGAAAAUCCCUUGUACUAUCUCUGUGACAACAUUUCAACGACGUUCCCAGAUACAGCACACGUUUCGCUAACCCCGGACAGAAGCGGAAGAGUAUAGGGGAGUUAAAACACACGUAUAAAUACACUCGAAUGCUUACAACCGAUCGUUACAAAGGGCACACAGAUGCAAUGGAGCUAGCAGCAAGCUAAUUUCGCCAUCUUGCAUUCAUUCAACUCUGCAGUAGGAAGGAUCAGCGAGGAUGGUAUUAACGCAAAACUCGAACGUAUAUAAAGGGGAUUUGUAAAUGCUUACGUGCGCUACGGAAAACGGGUAUUGCAAAAACGACAAAGUAGAUAAAAGAAACGCGUAAAAAAGACAAACCUGUGGUGCACAACACCUCGCUCGUCCUUCUCUACCGGACUUGCUAAAGUGUAGCGAAGCUGUGUGGCGAUUGGCGGAAGUCAGGGCAGUGCUCCAAACACAGCAAUUCUAUUGGUUAGAAAAUCUGUCAAUCGAAUGAAAUAGGCGUUCUAGUUGCAAAUACAUACCCUCCUUCCGGUUACAGCGACUGUUGAAAAAUAUCAAGCUGUUCAAGAAAUUCCCGUUUAUAAGAUGCCAGACCAGAUUCUCCGCUGAUGCCAUGCUUACGAACAAGUCGAAGCAAACCAAGUCCUUAAAGGGGGUCUGAAGUCAACAGCUAAAUAAAGUAAUUUCAUAAAUAAGGACAUGUAUUGUAUACAUAGUAUAGAUAUCUCAGUAGCAUCAAAUAUGUUCACUGUCUUAGAAGGUUAGUGGUGCUACUGUCGCAUACAGUACAUGACUUCAGGAGCAAAGUUGUGUGACUGACAGAAAACAGCGUUUGGUCACCAAUGGCUCCAGAAGUAAUGGUUCAUGCUACACAAGCCUGGCUGCAAUCCUCCUGGCAAGUCCAGGUGCCUUUUGCCUGGCUGGAAGCCUGUGUGGAGUGGCUGCUGGAGGAAGCUGGGGGCACUGGUCGUCUGUCCCAGCAGCAAGUCAACCAACAGGCACUGGACCAGUGGCUGUUGACAGACUUGAGGGACUUGGACUUUCCAGUUCUUCCUCAGGGACUAGCUCAAGCCCAGAAGACGCAGCUUAGGGGGACCUUCUGUGUACAAGUGGACUCACUGCUGGACGUCAGCCAGCCCGCCUACACUCAGCUGCAGAAGUGGAGAGGAACAGAGUGUGGCAAUGAUGAAGUGUCAGCAGUCACACAAAACACUCAGAGACCCUGGGAGGCCAAGCCGACACGGAUGCUGCUCAUGCAGGUCACAGAUGGAGUCCAGACAUUGGAGGCGAUGGAGUAUAAGCCAAUAACAGCACUGAACACAGCACUCAGGCCUGGUGUCAAGCUGCAGCUGAGUGGAGAGAUGACCUGCAGACUCGGAGUUCUCCUGUUAGAGCCUGGGAACAUUAAGGUUCUGGGUGGUGAAGUGGAAGACUUGGCAGACAGAAAUAACCAGGGUCGGAUUUUGUGUCGGACGCUGGGGAUUCCAGAAGAGGAGCAGCAACAUAAUGAAGAGGAAGCUCCUCCGUCACAUCAGGCUGAUGGUCAUGUGGUUGAUGACCUUGAACUGGAUGACCAGGAGCUGCUCUCCAAUCUGGAGGCCCAGGAUCAGCAACAAAUGGUUUCAGCUCUCACGGACAGUGGGUACGGAACUGUCAGUGAGACCUCCACACAGUUCUCCAGAAGCUCAUCUGCAAGGAGUUUCAUCUCAAAUAUUUCAUCCAGAAGUGACUCCAUUGCUCCAUCUCACAGAGGCGGUUUAACCCAUACUAACAGAAGUAAUUCAGUGAACGGCCAAGAAAAUUCACACCUCAUGGACCGUCCAUCUUCUGUCCACAUGAACGACCUGGACAACGUAGACCAACACAUGGCCGAUGAGGACUUCCCUGAAGACUUUGACAACCUUCCUCUGGAUGAGUGGGAAAAUACUGAGGAGCAUAUAAAUGAAGAUUUGGCUUCUAUGAGGAGCAGCAGCAACGUUACCGGAAGAGUAAACAAUUCGAGCAGGUCACCAAAACCACAGAGCGGACACUUCGAGCACAUGGGGUCAAGUUGCAUCCGACCAAGUUUGGGCAUGACCUCUCAGAGUUCUCAUCAAGCUGGUAUGCUUGAUGAUGAGCUCAUGGAGGAAGACAUGGAUUGUUUUCCUGUAGAUGGAAAUCCUGCUGAGGUAAAAACGGAUCUAAACCAGGGCAAACCAAAACCAUCCAACCAACCAACAACUGCAGGUCACGCAUCAUCUUCUGAGGUAAACAUCCCAAGCAAGUCUGCCCAACAUCCACCAUCGGAAAUGGAGGCGCGGGAAGUCACUGCUCCCUUGGGGGUCACUCUGACCUCCGCGCCUUUCACCUAUUUGUCCCUGGUGGAGAAGCAAAUGGCCAAACCAGACUGUCAGAAUCUGGAAGUCUGUGUGAAGGCUUUCAUUGUGACACUUUUGGGAAAACUGAGCAGCAGUGACGGCCUAUGGAGAGUCAGUGUUACUAUCUCUGAUGGAACCGGUUACCUGGAUGUGGAGCUGUCAGAUGAGGUGCUCAGGGGGAUGCUGGGCUUCUCAGUAGCAGAGAGGUCACUUUUUAAGCACGACGCCACCCGCAGGAGUCAACUCGCCGCUGGGAUGAAGAGGUGUCAAGAGGAGCUGGUGGACAUGUGCUGCCUAAUGACCGUCUCCAUUCAUGCAGACCGCAAGAACGGCGUGGUGACCAAAGUGCAGCCGGUCAGUGAGACGAUACAGCAGCAGCUGGAGCAGAGGGUGAGGAAUAAAUAGCAAGAAAGCCCUUUGUAAUGUUCCAUAUUGAUCUGUUGCAUAGAAAAUGUGUGUGUUUCAUUCAUAAGUGUCCAGUCAAAUGUUGAGCUUCUUUACAACACUUGACUAUUAAAAUUAUUUUAAUGUCAUACUCAGUUGAAUAAAA
Synchiropus splendidus (mandarinfish) is the source of this 3071-nucleotide messenger RNA. It is a transcript of the gene rmi1, whose product is annotated as RMI1, RecQ mediated genome instability 1, homolog (S. cerevisiae). The record is from RefSeq and is a predicted model, not a curated record. Gene Ontology annotation, biological process: double-strand break repair via homologous recombination; resolution of meiotic recombination intermediates. The transcript is spliced from 9 exons. Gene Ontology annotation, cellular component: RecQ family helicase-topoisomerase III complex; nuclear body. NCBI's taxonomy places the organism in Eukaryota, Metazoa, Chordata, Actinopteri, Syngnathiformes, Callionymidae. Gene Ontology annotation, molecular function: nucleotide binding. The coding region runs from base 1007 to 2926 and encodes 639 amino acids.